Messenger RNA from Drosophila grimshawi, 1590 nucleotides. RefSeq names its product NKAP family protein CG6066. Gene Ontology annotation, molecular function: chromatin binding. Gene Ontology annotation, cellular component: nucleus. Lineage: Eukaryota; Metazoa; Arthropoda; Insecta; Diptera; Drosophilidae. The record is from RefSeq and is a predicted model, not a curated record. Gene Ontology annotation, biological process: regulation of gene expression. The transcript has a single exon. The coding region runs from base 108 to 1535 and encodes 475 amino acids.
CGCCAUCUCUGCAAAUAUCGAUAAGUUCUUGCGAUAUGAACGGAGUCAAACGUCUUGCGGAAAAUUAGUUUGCCCGAGAAAAGCUACAUACAAAAGAUAACCAGAAAAUGGCCUCGCGUAGCAGGAGCCGCUCGCGUAGUCCACGCAGAGACCGUUAUGGAGAAGGACGCGACGGCGGCAGAUCCCAUGUGCGCUCGGACAGGCGGGAUUCGCACAAGCCGGUUUCACACCGUCGUCAUCCAGAGUCUAAAGACGGAGAGCGGGAUAGGGAAAGGUUAACGCGUCCAGAAAGAAGAAAUGGUCAUGGUAACGAUACACGAGAGCUACAGCGACGUCAACGUUCUCGCUCUCGCUCAUCGAGCACGGACAGCAACAACAGCAGUAGCAGUGACAGCAGCAGCGGGAGCAGCCCAAGUAGCGGGAGUAAAGCACGCAAUCGGAGUCGGAGCCCGGUGAAAAAGCGACAAAAGCCUGUUGAACGCUGGCCCAAUGAUCGCUUCCAGGAUAACAACGAGAGGAAUCCGUUCAGGGGACGCGCACCCGAAGGCAGCUUUAUCAACGAUCCGGCCGAACGGACAGGUCGAAGCAAUCAGCACCACAGAGGAGGCGGCGGCGGGGGGCAAGCCAAAUGGGAUUCAAAAGUCCUAAAUGCGCGACGGGCACAACGUGUUCGCAUUGGAGAGGAUGGUGUGCCCGAGGUGUGGGGAUCGAGUCCGACACGAACGCACGACCGAGAUGUGAAGCUGGUUAAGGGUUCCUUUGUGGGCCCCAGCAAAAAGAAGAAGAAAAAUCAAAAGAAGAGCAGCAAGAAAUCGAAGAAGAGAGCGAAGAAAUCAAAAAAGAAAAAGAGCAAGAAAGUUGCCAGCAGCUCAUCGGAGAGCAGCUCCACAUCCGCCUCAUCAUCAUCAUCGAGUUCCAGCAGCGAGGACAGCUCCACAAGCUCAGACAGCUCCGACAGUGAGGAUGAGGAGGAUCUCUGGCUGGAAAAGACUGCGGAUGGCGUUAAGAAGCCCACCAAAAAGAAAGCCAAGAAGAGCGCACAGAAGAAGCACAAGAAGAACAAGAAAAAACGCAAAUCCGACUCCGACAGGCACAAAAAGUCCUCCUCCGGUGCCAGCAAAUCCAAAUCGAAGUCGAAGUCAGGUGCCGCCAAUAACGAUGAGGAUGUGGGCCCAUCUCUGCGCAGUGGCGGCAGCUUGAAUCAAAAGGACUUUGGUCGUGCCCUGUUGCCAGGAGAGGGUGCCGCCAUGGCCGCCUACAUUGCCGAGGGCAAGCGCAUACCCCGACGUGGUGAAAUCGGACUCACAUCCGACGAAAUAGCCAACUUUGAGUCGGUCGGCUACGUGAUGAGUGGAAGUCGCCAUCGGCGUAUGGAAGCUGUCCGUAUACGCAAGGAGAAUCAACUUUAUUCCGCCGACGAGAAGCGUGCUCUGGCAAUGUUUAGCAAGGAGGAGCGACAGAAGCGAGAGAAUAAGAUAUUGACACAAUUCAAGGACAUGAUCCAUUCAAAACUGCAAGCUAAGGAUAAGAAGUAGAGAUUAGUCAUUUGUAAUAUAUAUUAAUAAAUUGCAUAUUUUUUUCAAUUGUGAA